AUGUCCGGACCCGAGCACGCGCCGCGCGCUGCGGGUGCAGAGGCUUCAUCGGCACCCGUCGCGUCGGGGAAGGUUGCCGACCAAGAAGCUCAAGCGCGUCCCGCGUCUUCGUGGGGAGACGACUCUUGCGCGUCGACGUCCACGACGAGUCACGUGUUCAACACCGCGGUGACGGAGAAUAACGUACCAACGGUGCUCAGUAAGCUGCAGAAGUGGGGGGACUACGCGAGCUACGGCGAGCCCGUCGCGCCGUCGCGUUUCAUCCCGAUGAAGACCCCACUCUCGCCGACGCUCUUGGCGAAGGACGCGGAGGAGUCCCUGCCGAACAUCCUCACCCUGCCCAAGUUCCUGGCCGAGCAGCGCGCGCUGGGACGUAAGGUUGGGCUCAUAAUCGACCUCAGCAACCACGACUGCCUGUACUCCGACGGCGUCCCCCCGGACCUCGAGCGAGUGCACGUCAGGAACGUGGCGAAGUCGAUUCCAAACGUCGAGUGCACCGACGAGGUGAUUGCCGUCGCGUCGGAGUUCUGGAGCAGGAGACCCGACGAGUACGUAGCCAUACACUGCGCCUACGGCUUCAAUCGCACCGGGUUCGUGCUGUGCUGCUACCUCAUACAGGCGCUGGGGAUGAGCGCGGAGCGUGCGCUCGAAGCGUUUGCGGCGGCGAGGGAGCCGGGGGUGAAGCACGAGCGAUUCCGCGAGGCUCUCCGACGGCGGUACCCGCGGCCGGGGUGCGCGCCCGUCGUCAUCGACGAGGUGGACGUGAACGAGGACCGGCCGGGGCACGUCAGCCGGCCCAGCAUGGACAUCAACGAGACGCUGGACCUGGACGAGACGCUAAAGAUGCCGCGGUCGCUGUCGCAGAGCACGCUCGCGGAUGUGGAGGAGGGCGAUAACGACGGAACCUGA
Messenger RNA from Micromonas commoda, 909 nucleotides. RefSeq lists its product with no specific name. Lineage: Eukaryota; Viridiplantae; Chlorophyta; Mamiellophyceae; Mamiellales; Mamiellaceae. Gene Ontology annotation, biological process: dephosphorylation; 7-methylguanosine mRNA capping. The record is from RefSeq and is a predicted model, not a curated record. The transcript has a single exon. The coding region runs from base 1 to 909 and encodes 302 amino acids. Gene Ontology annotation, molecular function: mRNA guanylyltransferase activity; protein tyrosine/serine/threonine phosphatase activity.